GCACGACACGAUUUUGAAAUUUUAGGGCAGGGGCAAUGUCGCCAUAGCUAUGGCGACUGGAGUUUCGCUGGCGCUACGGCCAGGGCAGCGCCCCUGGCCCUCGUUCCAAUCUCCUCUUGCUUGCGGGGAUAGAUCUCGCGCUAGGGCUCUUCCGCAUUCCUUGCAGCGGCAGCGGCUGCCAAGCUUAUCCUCCAUUUUCGCCGCUCGAGCUGCCUCUUCUUCCACAGGCUCGGAUUAUCAGGAGGCGCAGCAGCAAGGAGAGGAGUAUGCCACCAAGGCGGCGCCAAAGAAGAAGCAGCGCCGGCUCCAAAAGACCUUCCAACAUCUGGCGCACAGGCCGGUGGAGCGCCCGAGAUAUCUCCUCUGGACAUCCUGUGCCGUGUUCGUCUUCCUGAUGCGAAGAGUGAUCUUCGAGGAGCUCGCUCGCUGGCCCGGCUUCUUCGUCGAGCUCUGGGAGCUCCUCAAAGCUCUGGGCAUGCUCGUCGCCAAGCUCCUGGCACUCCACGCGAAGGACACAACAGUGUGGACAGUCACAUACUUUGGCUGGGCGGGGCUCUUCCUCGUCGACCUCUACCACUUCAUCGUCGACUACGCGCCAGUCUGGGGCCUCCUCACCACCAUCGCUCUCACCUCCGCGGUCGUCAGCCUGGGCGAGGCCGUGAGGUCCAAGGCCGCCAACCAGCCAUGGAUCGUCCGGCUCGCCACCCUCGCGGGCCUGGGAGCCUACCUCCACAUCUGGGACUUCGCCGUCACCGCGAUCAUCCUCGCGCUCCUCUCGGCGGCCUCGUAUCUCCGCAACAGGGACGUGGUGACGGCGCUGCUACCAAGCGUGGCGACGCUGGUGGCGGUGGGGAGGCCGAUCGUCCAAGCUCCCGCCAUCGCCACCUAUCUCCUCCUCGCGAUCUACAUGAACUGGGCGGCUCCGGAGAAGAGAGUGGACAAACCCGAGGCCUGGACGUCGCCUCCAAUCCUGGUGGCUUUCGCCAUCGCCAUUGGCAUGAAUGUGGCUGUGAAUUGGCUGCGCUCCCGCCACCUUGUUUGGCUUGCAACUUAGAGCUUGUUUAAGGCGAGCUUAAACUUAAUCACCCUUUUUUGUCAAAUUCUAUAAAAAUAGGCCAAAAGCAACUAGGGUUUGUAA
Molecule: messenger RNA, 1138 nt
Organism: Selaginella moellendorffii
Lineage: Eukaryota; Viridiplantae; Streptophyta; Lycopodiopsida; Selaginellales; Selaginellaceae
Exons: 2
Coding region: 50-1054 (334 amino acids)
Source: RefSeq, a predicted model, not a curated record